AUGAUCUGGCCGAAGUUACUAUUAAUCACAGUCAUGGCUGUAUCCAUGUCCGUUUCCUAUGAUCGCAGUGUCAACUAUUGGGAGGCCUUUGCGCCCGGCAAGCUGCUGCAACGUCUAGAUGCGUUAACUCAAACUGGCGACUCGAAUGGAGAAGAUACUACUAAAAUAAUGUUGGCUCAGGCUAAGUCUGACGAUGAUCUCCCGGACGAGCAUGAUGCUCAUACUGAUGAUGAUGAUGAUGGAGAUGCUGUAGAACUAAGUGCUGAGACUGCUAGCCAUGAAGAAGGAUUAAAUUCAGCAGAGGAUUAUGAGCGUAACUACGAGCAAUUUGUGCGGGAACAUUUCGAUAGAGCUACUGAAAAUGAUGAUAAUGUGGAUGAUGGCGUCGAUACCGAUACCGAUGUCGAAGCCGAAUCUCAAUCCGAUGCCAGUCUGGAAGCAGAAGCUAGCCAUGUACAGCAUCAACGUUGCCGACGAGUCCAGAAAAAGGGUCAACUUUGCGAGAUAUGCCGACAUCCCAAGAACGGUGAAGUAUCCGAAACUUGCAGCUAUUCCCAUGCAGAUCAGCCAAAGCAAUACGCUUAUGGCACCGAAAGCCAGUAUAGACGCUACCGUGACACUGACCAACCCACAAUGGGAUCAAAGGAAUCCAAGCCAAGUAGUCUUUGCGUGCGGCGACUUCAUGGCAAGCGUGUUUGCUACGACUGCCAGGACAGUGGAGGUAACAAACUUGAGCGUUGUUACGACACAGACCAGCAAUCGAAAAAUCAAAAAAUCCGCAAUAAAUCAAGCAUGCCAACCAAAUCCGUUAAGAAAAUGCCUCAAGCCAAGCAAUCACAGCAUACGGAAAGUCAAAAGCGUAUCUAUAAAAGAACAAUUAGCUAUAGUUUUGCUCAGGAUGGUUCCAAUGAAGAUGUGAAUGCCACAACGAUUACUCCAACCACAACAGCCAUUCUGUCUACUAACCCUAAUCAUCAUCAUCAUCGUCAGAGUUCACAAAAUCAUCGCCAUCGUAGGACACAAAGUCGUCAGGUUAAUGGCAAAAAACCUGUACCAUAAUUUUUAUCGAUCCCCAAACAUAAUUCCUCUUCAUCUCAGCAAAAGUAGACUUAAGACCGUUUUUGAUGCAAUAAAAGAAAAAAUUCUUUAAAUUUUAUAAAUCUA
This is a messenger RNA of Drosophila willistoni, 1164 nucleotides long. Its product is annotated as RNA polymerase-associated protein LEO1. The transcript has a single exon. Lineage: Eukaryota; Metazoa; Arthropoda; Insecta; Diptera; Drosophilidae. The record is from RefSeq and is a predicted model, not a curated record. Bases 1 to 1059 code for a protein of 352 amino acids.